Oncorhynchus masou masou (cherry salmon) is the source of this 4971-nucleotide messenger RNA. Its product is annotated as transcriptional repressor p66 alpha-like. Gene Ontology annotation, cellular component: NuRD complex. The transcript has 11 exons. Bases 297 to 2597 code for a protein of 766 amino acids. Gene Ontology annotation, biological process: negative regulation of transcription by RNA polymerase II. Gene Ontology annotation, molecular function: sequence-specific DNA binding. The record is from RefSeq and is a predicted model, not a curated record. Lineage: Eukaryota; Metazoa; Chordata; Actinopteri; Salmoniformes; Salmonidae.
GUAAACGGGAGGUAGGGAUUAAGACCCGUUAGCAUCUGGGUAGUGGGCACCAAGGUGGUCAUGUGUGUUCCAAUCCCAUAGCCAUCGGUCGCAUUGACAGACAAGGGAGAGGAGAGAGCGAGAGAAAGAACUAGCUACUAUAAGUCUGUCUCCAUUCUGUUCCACAGGACAACUUCGGGAGCCCACUUAGCGAGCUUAAUAGAGAGGGACUGAAUCUGGCGUUGUGUUUUGCCUCUGUUCUCAGUAAAUGCUUCAAGGUCAGCUGGGCUUUAUCUCUAAAAAGGGAUUCAAGGGGGAUGUCUGAGGAGGCUGUUCGCCAGACGCGCAGUCAGAAGAGGGCGCUAGUGAGAGAAGUCCCUCCCACUGAGUCUGACCGCAAGAAGCCCAAACUAGACCGGGCAGAGAUUGGAGCUCCAGACCAGGAUGAUGAGAGCUCAACUGAACCGAAACCACAACCCGAAACCACAAAAGAUGACCUAGACCAAUUUAAACAUGUGGUCAUGCCUGAGAAGGCACCAGAACUACCCAAGUUAAAAUUAUCGCUAGUGUUACCAUCCCAACCAGCAAAGGAGCCAGAGCGGGACUGGGCCCCGAAACGGUCAGACCCAAGCUUAGACAACCGGACUGAGAGGAAUGACCACAGCGACCAGGUUAGGGUGAAGAGUGAGGUGCCUCUAGCUGGGCGGAACAGGACCGUGAAGUUGGAACCGAUGGUGGCUAGUGGUAUGAUGACGGCAACGGAGGUGAAGGCUACCAUUAAAGUUGAGGUCCAGACAAGAGAGCAGGCGCUGGACAUGAGCACCUCUAGAGGCACUUUAAAGAGGGAGAAGUGUUCCCUGUCCCCAGACGAUGAUGUCAUUGUCCUGUCGGACAAUGACUCCUGCAGUCCGCCAAUGAACGGCUUGAACCACCUCAAGGAGCUGAACACAGACCUACUUAUGAAGACCAGUCCAGAGGACAGGGAUCGCAUCAUAAAGCGGUUGAAAGAGAAGCUGAGGCAGGAGGAGGCCAAGCUGGUGCUGCUGAAGAAACUACGACAGAGCCAGAUACAGAAGGACACACUGCAGAAGGUAUGGACGCAUAUAGCCAAGCCCUCAGUAUUGUCAGGUUCUGCAGCUCCUCCAUCUCUGAUCCGGGGAUCCAUUACAGCCAGCAAAGGCUCCCAGCAGGUGGGGUCAAGUAGGAGUUUAGGCACAGUCAUUCCUCCUCCUCUGGUGAGGGGCGGGCAGCAGAUCUCCUCCCAGCAUGGCUCCCACAACUCCCAGAUCAUCAUGCCACCCCUAGUUCGAGGGGCACAGCCAAUUGCUGUGUCUCCUCAGCAGAUCCAGUCUCUCCGGCAGCAGCAACAGCAGCAACUGUCAGGGUCUGGCUCUGGAGGCUCUGGCCCACCUCCCCUGCUGCUGGCCUCCAGGGCCAAUGUACCCGGCACCCAGGCCCAGAGAGGCCUCAUCAGGAUGGGAAACGUCAACAAUGCCAGCCUGCUGGUCAACAUCUCACAGUCCUCUCUCCCCCAGGCCUCCGCAACUAACAUGAAGGUUCCUUCCAUGACCUCCCAGUCUGGAAACAGCAGUGUGUCUGUGGUCAACGUGAACCACUCUCCUGCUGCCUGUCAGGCCGCAGCUAAGCAAGCCCUGCGUAAGCAGCUGGAGAAGACCCUUCUGGAGAUCCCUCCUCCCAAACUUCCCACCCCAGAGCUCAACUUCCUGCCCUCGGCAGCCAACAACGAGUUCAUCUACCUGGUGGGCCUGGAGGAUGUGGUGCAGAACCUGCUGGACUCUAUGAUGAGAGCUAAGACAGGGAAGCCCCCGGUCAAGCCCUCCAUCAAAGAGCCCUUCACCUGCACCCAGUGCAGCACCGAUUUUACCUGCCGUUGGAGGCAAGACAAGGCCAAGGGCGGGACCAUCCUCUGUGCGGAUUGCAUGUCCUCCAAUCAGAAGAAGGCCCUGAAGGCCGAGCACACCAAUAGGCUGAAGGCUGCGUUUGUCAAGGCCCUGCAGCAGGAACAGGAGAUCGAGCAGCAGAUCCUCCAGCAGGCUGCCUCUCCCGUCUCUCACACCCCCUCCUCCUCUUUCUCCUCUUCAUCCACCUCUCCGUCGGUGAAGGCGGAGCAUCUAGUGUCCCAGCAACUGAAACAGGCCCAGGCUAGGGCCUCCUCUCUGCAUCACCAUCACCAACAGCACAACAGAGGACAGAGCAUUGCACGCCACCACUCAACCAACAUCAAACAGGGCCAGCUCUCCCGUGGCAGUGUCCCGUCUGUUGGGGUGAGGGGCGUGUCCCACUCUUUCUCCUCCUCUCAGCUGCAGAGUGCAGUGGCCGCUGCAGGCUUGGUCAGCCGGCCAGGUAAGCAUGCCCAUGUGCGCUCGGCUGCCCAGGGUUCAAAGGGCAGCUCCAGUGGGAACAGCAGCGGUGGUUGCGCCCAAGCCACUGCAUGGAGGAAGCAGAACAACAUCAACACAGGUGUGACCAUGGCCUAUGUGAACCCCAGCCUGUCAGUCCAUAAGACCUCGUCCACAGUGGACGCCCGGCAGAGAGAGUACCUCCUGGACAUGAUCCCCUCGCGCUCCGUCUCCCAGACAGCUAACACGUGGAAAUAAUCAUCUCAUACUCAUUAUCAAUAACCUUUAACCUUUUACCAAUAGCUACUGUUGUCAACGCAAACAAUGCAAUUUACGGUUAAGGAAACGCAGUCUUCAAACUUUUGAGGAGAAUCAUUCUCCUUUUUUGUUUUUGUUUCUCUUAUGUUAUUUUUCAUGUCUAUUGUUUGUUCUGAAGUUCACCGAUGUUUGGUCAAUGUGUAUAAACAGCGAUUUACUCCGAAGGAAAGAAAUAAACGUGCCUAAAGGGCUUCCUUCCAUAUGUUCGUCAGCCACGAUGUCUGCGAGUUCAUGAUGGUUUGAGAAAGAAAUAAACGUGCCUAAAGGCUUCCUUCCAUAUGUUCGUCAGCCAUGAUGUCUGCGAGUUCAUGAUGGUUUGAGAAUGCUGCUUUUCUCUCAAGAACUCAUGAGACGGCGUUCUGACAACUGUGCGUUGAUAUCCGACCAUGAAAACGAUGUAUGGAGCUUUACCUAUUGGACGGAACAAUGAGCUGAUUGCCCUUUUGUCAUCACAGACUCCGCAAUGGGAUGCAGACAAACUGUCGGGGUGUGUUCAAGAUUAAAUGACUGACUAGUUGAACUGUUUGCCUUAUAUUCAAGAGUACCCCCCAAAAAUAUAAAAGACAAAAAAUAUGAUCAAUAAACAUCCUCUUUAACUGAAAAGUUAGCUUUUUACAACCAAAUCUCUAUUUUUUGAUGUAAAUUGCAUGUUAUAGAAGGGUCCACACACUUUCUGCGAUUUCCCUUCAAAAAAAAUUGUACUUACCUGAACCAACAAUUCACUUCAUGUUCAUUGUCCAGUACGGGGGCUCUGAAAAAACAUGAACAAAUGCUCCAAAAACACCUAAAUACGGAAACGCUCUCAGUAUAGUGACGCAGGUCUUUAGAUGUUGUACACAUGCAAUUGUGUCAUUCCAAACUUCAUCCGCAUCGUUAUAUUCCAUUGUGUACAACAUCUAAAGACCUGCAUCACAAUAGAGCAUUCCAGUCUCUACAAGGGUGUUUUUGGAGCAUUUGUUCAUGUCUUUUCAGAGCCCCCCGUAUGGCACAACGAGGGUGAAUGGCUGUUUGGGGUAAGUUUCUCAAAAACAAGUGAAACUGGGGGAAAAAGUGUCUCGGCCUUUCGAAAAGAUGCUAUUUGCUUAUAGAAAAGGAAAAUUAUCUUUUUAAAGAAACUGAGCAGUGAUGUUUUCAGUGAAUAAACUCAAACGGUUGAUUUAGAUUUGUUGGGGUAUUUACAGUAAGUUAUUGGUUAUUUUUUGGGACUGAUGUAUAAAUGAACAAUUCCUGUUUUGGUGUUAUGGUUUUAAAAACUGAACAAGUAAUACUAGCCUCAUACACAUGUAUGUUAUUCAGCUAUUUACAGUUUGACAGAGCCUCUCUCCUUUCAUAUGUUUUACAUACGCAGAACAAGUAGAGAUGAUCUCUUUAUUAUAUUGUCUGUAGCCUCUGCUUUGGUUUUACAUGAUUUAAUUCCCGAGUUGCCCCUUCGUAUGUGUAAUAACAUGUCUGUAAAGAGAACUAGUGGCAUAAUAAAGACUGUCUGAAUUACAUGCAAACAAAGUUUCAGUGGAAGACAAUACUCACACAGGAGUCCUAUCCCAGAUCAUUUUACAAAAUGUUCUCAUCCGGUGAUAAGAAAGUUAACAUUGCAGGUAUUGUUACCUGCUCAGGUGCAUUUCAGGUUUUGGUUUCCAUGUCAUGAAGCUUGGUUAGGUACAGCAACCUUUUGGUGAAGUUUGAGGAUGUACAAAAGACUGAGGAGAGAAUAAACAUGUCUUAUAUUGAAAUGACUCAUUGUGUAUGCUUGGCAUCAGGACCAAUAACUUGUAUCCCAGACAGGUUGCUUGGCAUCAGGACCAAUAACUUGUAUCCCAGACAGGUUGCUUGGCAUCAGGACCAAUAACUUGUAUCCCAGACAGGUUGCUUGGCAUCAGGACCAAUAACUUGUAUCCCAGACAGGUUGCUUGGCAUCAGGACCAAUAACUUGUAUCCCAGACAGGUUGCUUGGCAUCAGGACCAAUAACUUGUAUCCCAGACAGGUUGCUUGGCAUCAGGACCAAUAACUUGUAUCCCAGACAGGUUGCUUGGCAUCAGGACCAAUAACUUGUAUCCCAGACAGGUUGCUUGGCAUCAGGACCAAUAACUUGUAUCCCAGACAGGUUGCUUGGCAUCAGGACCAAUAACUUGUAUCCCAGACAGGUUGCUUGGCAUCAGGACCUGUGGUGAGGAAAUUGGGUUUACUACAGUGCUCCUGUAGGCUCCUUACUUCCUAGUCUCAUACUCGCUUUUCGGUUUUGUUCUCUUCUACUGUAAUUCUCUUCUGUAAAAGGUCCAUUGCCUGCUGUGUGGUUUAUAAAUGAAUUAACAUCUG